Molecule: messenger RNA, 161 nt
Organism: Cetraspora pellucida
Lineage: Eukaryota; Fungi; Glomeromycota; Glomeromycetes; Diversisporales; Gigasporaceae
Source: the annotation of a GenBank genome assembly
UAUGGAAUAAAGGUGAUUAUAUAGCAAGAUGUAUUCAAAAAUGUGAAGAUUGUUAUAUAGAAGCUGAAGAACUCUUUUCUUAUAAACAAGAAAAACAUAAAAAAGUCACAAACUUGCUUGAUAAUAAAGUCUUCUUAAAUGAAUAUCAAGAAUGGUUGUGA